AUUUGGUGAUCUUACCUCGAGAGCGCAACACGCAUACGCAUUCGCACCGAGGCAGUGGCAGCAGUCGACAGCCGAGAACCAAACUUCAAGUUCCGAAUCCAUCAUCAAACACCCAAUAACUUCUGCUGUGUGCUCGUAUCACUCUCUGCCCCCCUUCGUGUUUGUGUGUUUCUGUGUUAAGGCUUUUCCUUGUCAAUUUUAAAACAAUUUUGAAAAGUGAACCCGAAUAUAAUUGCAUAAUUAAAGAAUUUUUCGAAUAUAUCACAGAGUGCUGCGUGUGCGAAAAAAAUACAACACAGAAUAUACAAAAAUAUAUAAAGUAUUGCCAGACUGCUGAAUCAUCAGUAAUAUAUAUAUAGUACUCACAUAAAAACGUACAUAUAUUGAAAUCAGUUUUCGUAGCCUUCACGAACCUCACGCCGUCCACGUCAUCAACAAAAAAGAAUUAAAAUUCAAAUUUUGUAAGCAUUUUUAAGAGGAGAAGAAACUAUAAACGAACGAGUAUAUAGAAUAACUGUAAACAAAAGCCAGGAAAGAGAGCAGAGCAGAGCAACGAUGUCGAAAAAAAACGGAAAGGUUGAAAAAGUCGAAUAUGAAUUCUAUCAGCCCGCGAAGAAGCGAACAUUCGGACAAAUGCUAUACGAUCCCCAGGAGGGAACCUUCUUUGGGCGAACCGGCAAAAGUUGGGGUCAACUGAUGCUGUUCUAUGGAAUCUUCUAUAUUGUUUUGGCCGCCUUGUUCACCAUCUGCAUGCAGGGUCUGUUGUCCACCAUCAGCGACACAGAGCCCAAGUGGCAGCUGAAGCAAUCCCUGAUAGGCACCAAUCCCGGACUGGGUUUCCGCCCACUGAGCGAACAAACCGAACGUGGAUCGGUCAUUGAGUUUGAUGGCAAGAAGCCAGCCGAGAGUGACUACUGGAUCGAGUUGAUGGAUGACUUCUUGAUAGACUACAAUCACACUGAGGGGCGGGAGAUGAAGCAUUGUAGCUUUGGACAGACCCGCAACCCAACCGAUGUCUGUGUGGUGAAUACGGAACUGUUUGGUGCCUGCUCAAAGUCCAAUAACUAUGGCUACAAGACCAACGAGCCCUGCAUAUUCCUCAAGUUGAACAAGAUCUUUGGCUGGGUGCCAGAGGUGUAUGAUGCUCCCCAAAAGGAUAUGCCGGAGGAUCUUGUAAAGCUCAUUACCAACACUAGUCAAGAGGAGCGGAAGCAAAUCUGGGUUAGCUGCAAUGGACAUCUGGGCAAGGAUAAGGAGAACUUCCAGAACAUCAGCUACUAUCCCAGCCAGGGAUUCCCCAGCUUCUACUAUCCCUACCUCAAUCAGCCUGGCUAUCUGAGUCCCUUGGUCGCCGUGCAGUUCCACUCCCCACCCAAGGGCCAGAUGUUGGACGUGGAGUGUCGUGCCUGGGCCAAGAAUGUCAUCUACAGCGGCAGUGCCCGCGAUCGCAUGGGCUCGGUGACCUUCCAGAUUGUCGUGGAGUAAGGCCACGAAACCCGUCGUCACCCAGAAACUGUCGCCAACUUGUGAUCGCAACCACAAACACUAGCCAUAUGCAGGGGGCGAGGAUAUGGCAUCCGCAUCAACGGAAGACCAACUACCAUCUACCAUCUACAAUCCACCUAAUUACAAGAGAUCCAAAAACACACCCACACAGAAGAUAGAAGAUAUAUAUAUAUGCAUAUGGAGACAGCUAGCGACGCCCGUUUUGAAUCGUAUUGUAUAUAUUUAUAUGACGAAAAGAAAGAGUUCUGCGAGCGUCAAUUGAAAUAGAAAUUGUGGCCACGCAACGCGAAUGGCAAGGAAAUGAAAGGAAGAAAGGCCGAUGCGAUAUGGAUAUGGAAUGCAUAAUGAAAAUCUUUAAAUGAAAGUUCAAACCGUACACACACGCAAUUGUUGUUAUAGCUUGUCGGCUUGUCUACUGCUAUAGUGUUAUUAUUAUUAAUAUUUAUCUAUUAUUUUAUUAUGAAUUCUUGUAAUUACGAUCAUUACCUUCUGUCAGUUGUAUUUAGUUUGUAUUUAUAAAUGUUAUACCAUGCCCAAGAACUCGCUUGUUUUCUCCUCACUUUGCUAAACGGGGCCCACUCCCCGUUGAAAUCUGUACAAAGAAGUAACUAAAUAAAUUUUAAUUGUUAAAUCUUAUGUAAAUCAUGGAACCGAAUCUUUCCAUGUUUACCUAAAUCUAAUGAUUAUUUCGUUUUACGAACUGAAAAAGUAUUCAAGAGCUUUGCCACCAUAGUGCAAACCAAGAAAUUCCAGCCAUAUUCAAGCGCGAUUGCUACACACCAUGAAAUUUCAAGCAAAACAUUUGUAUCAUUUAUCUAAUAAGAUUUUUCGAAAUUACUACUGGCGACUAUCGCACGAGUCGACAAAAUGAAAUGAAAUUAAGCAAAUUAUGUUUUUGUGUUGCAAAUAAUUAACGAA
Drosophila obscura is the source of this 2424-nucleotide messenger RNA. RefSeq names its product sodium/potassium-transporting ATPase subunit beta-1. Gene Ontology annotation, cellular component: sodium:potassium-exchanging ATPase complex. NCBI's taxonomy places the organism in Eukaryota, Metazoa, Arthropoda, Insecta, Diptera, Drosophilidae. The transcript is spliced from 4 exons. Bases 556 to 1485 code for a protein of 309 amino acids. Gene Ontology annotation, biological process: sodium ion export across plasma membrane; intracellular potassium ion homeostasis; potassium ion import across plasma membrane. Gene Ontology annotation, molecular function: ATPase activator activity. The record is from RefSeq and is a predicted model, not a curated record.